UGAUGGAACGCGCGCGUCUCAAGUCGACGGAGCUUCAUGCGACAGUGAAAAACAUCGUGGAAGACUUCAUGGAGCACUUGAAGCAAGGAUCAUGCGUAGAUGCAGUCGUGUUGGUCGAUGCGCUGACGCGGCUAUGCUUGACAAACUCCAGUUUGCAAACGGCAGUAGGUGAUGCCCUCGCCCCGCACAUGGCAACGUUCGUGCCAAGCUUGUACAAUCCCGUGCUAUGUGUCUCGUGUGCGGCGUGCCUUGCCGCAUGCACACACAAUCACCGACUGAACCAACGACGACUCGUUCGACGCGUACCUGGGUGGUCCAUCCCAGCGGCGCCGACGGCAUCUGAACACGUCACAUCGUUGUACGUCAUCUGUAUACCCGAACGCGUGCGUCUGCAAUGGCGGCAAUGGAGACGGCGUCAACGCAAUCUCCGAGGUCAUCGCAUACCUCAUGGCACACCACCAGCCGCAGAGCUGGGAACUCCCGCCCCUUGUUACUGCAAUACGUGUUUGGGGACCAUGCAGCUGUACUCGACGUGGCUUCGGCAUUUCAACGCAUUCGACCGAUGGAAAGCAGACGACGUCGCCGCUUCGUCUGCCAAAAGCUCCGGGUCACUGCCUCCUACCACGUCGCUGGAAACGUACGUUCAAAUGGCGCUUCUGGCACAUGGACCAGUGCAACGCCAUCGCGUGGCGUGCAUCGUGGACAUGAUCGAGUCGUCGGAUGUGCGUGAUGACGGCGGCGCCUGCCACGUGUACUCGAUCACGGAUCAAAGCACCGACGUGCCAUGCCCCACCAUCGAUCCCUUACGCGACGUGAUUGCUAUCCAAGUAUUCCGAGACAUUCCGAGCGGGGAAGGGGCAGAUGCCCUCGAGGCACCCGGCGCACCCACGGGAAUCAAUGCCCCAAACUCGGUGAAUCAAGUCUGCGGCGAAGACGACCUGUCGUUGGAUGUUGUUUUGCUGGAUGCCGCACGGAGGAUACGGUGCUGCAGCCCGACAGAGGCUGUGUCGUCGAACGAUCCAGUCGCGGCGAUGCCACACAACAGCACUGCGGAAUUUCAUGUCCAAGUGGCAGCCAAUGUCGCGUUGCAGCAUCUUGUCAUUCAUGCAGUCGACGCUGGAACGAAAAAACACCAAGCCUUUCGAGCGCUUGUGCCUGCAGCGUCUCUCACGCUGGCGUCGCCGCUGGCCCUCCUUCAACUCAGUCUUGGGGCGAUUCACAACAUGCUCGACACAGCGUGUGUGGUGUGUCGCCACUCCACGGCGACUUGCCCAUCGCAACGAGCACACGUCGACGCGGCCUGCAUUGUGCUCUCGCGUCCACCUGCCAGGUGAUUUGCAGCGCUGGACACCCCACGGCCCGCCACAA
Aphanomyces invadans is the source of this 1368-nucleotide messenger RNA. RefSeq lists its product as hypothetical. The transcript has a single exon. Lineage: Eukaryota; Oomycota; Saprolegniomycetes; Saprolegniales; Verrucalvaceae. The record is from RefSeq and is a predicted model, not a curated record. The annotation marks the transcript as partial.